This is a messenger RNA of Purpureocillium lilacinum, 1836 nucleotides long. Its product is annotated as GTPase-activating protein. Gene Ontology annotation, molecular function: GTPase activator activity. Gene Ontology annotation, cellular component: Golgi apparatus. Gene Ontology annotation, biological process: activation of GTPase activity. The record is from RefSeq and is a predicted model, not a curated record. Lineage: Eukaryota; Fungi; Ascomycota; Sordariomycetes; Hypocreales; Ophiocordycipitaceae.
AUGUGGUCGUCGUCGGGGAGUGGCAAGAAGCCGGCACCUUCACCACAGGAGAUGGUCCAAGUCGACCGAUCCGAGUACGAUCCCUUUCCUCAACGAAUCGCCGAGCCCAUCCUCGACCCCUCCGCUGACGCUUCUGCCAGUUCUGCCUCGCCAUUCUGGAGACCGCCGGUGCGGGACAAUGCCCUUAAGAGGAGCGUGACCAGCCCGGCGGCCCGCGAUCCGAAUCUCGUGGUCGGCGCCGCCUACUCCCACGCCGACAUGCUCAAGUUCGACUCUCUAAGUCUAUCUCGCCCCAAGACGCCGCCCUCUUCGUCCUCGUCCAAGAUCCGAGUCCACGAAGCUUCCCCGCCCCCGCGCAAUUCGGGUCAGAGCUCCCCGCCGUUCAAGAGCUACAUCAACUUCCUCUCCAACACCAAUGACGACUGGAAAGCCGACGAAGACGAGAUGCUCGGCUACGACGAUGACGAUGGUGACGAUUUCGGGCUACCCAGCCUCUCCAACAUGAAGAGAAGAUCCAGGCGCAUAGCCAGUCAAACCACAACAGACCCCAGCGCACUCUCCCCUGCGCUGGAAGGUUCGUUCGGCUCGAAGAGCAGACGUCUCUCGAAUAGCGCCGACAUUGCGAUCGAGCGCCCGACCCCAACGUAUCCCAUGCCGAAGAAGAGCGAAGGCAAGAUAUUACGACCACAGUACAAGGAGAUUUUACGAGACCCAGCAAAUUCGUUACACCUAAUCAACUACCCCUCCGUUCCGUCCAACGCGUCGGCCAAGGAAGCAGACGCAAUCAAUUCACGAAUAACACGCAUCAACAAGUUCAAGAAGCUGCUGCAGGCAUCAGCUAUCUCGCUCCCGGAUCUGCGCUCGCUCGCAUGGUCAGGGGUUCCCGAGGAGGUCCGCGCCAUGACGUGGCAGCUGCUCCUCAGCUACCUCCCGACGAACAGCGAGCGGAGGGUCGCGACGCUGGAGAGGAAGCGCAAGGAGUACGUGGAUGGCGUCCGACAAGCGUUCGAAAGAGGCGGAACGAACUCGGCGAGCCCCGGCCGCGCAAGAGGGCUGGACGAGGCAAUCUGGCACCAGAUCAGCAUCGACGUGCCCAGGACGAACCCUCAUAUCGAGCUCUACAGCUACGAGGCGACGCAGCGAUCGCUGGAGCGCAUCUUGUACGUCUGGGCCGUGCGACACCCGGCAAGCGGAUACGUGCAGGGCAUCAACGAUCUGGUGACGCCGUUCUGGCAGGUGUUUCUGGGCUUGUACAUUGCGGACAACAACAUCGAGACGGGCAUGGACCCGGGCCAACUGCCCAAGUCGGUGCUCGAUGCGGUCGAGGCCGACUCCUUCUGGUGCCUCACCAAGCUCCUCGACGGAAUCCAAGACCACUACAUCGUGGCGCAGCCGGGGAUACAGCGCCAGGUGGGCGCCCUGCGCGACCUCACGGCGCGCAUCGACUCGACGCUGUCCAAGCACCUGGAGAAGGAGGGCGUGGAGUUUAUCCAGUUUAGCUUCCGCUGGAUGAAUUGCCUGUUGAUGCGAGAGAUCAGCGUCAAGAACACCAUCCGCAUGUGGGACACCUAUCUUGCCGAGGAGCAGGGCUUCUCCGAGUUCCACCUCUACGUGUGCGCCGCCCUGCUCGUCAAGUGGUCCGACAAGCUCGUCAAGAUGGACUUUCAGGAGAUCAUGAUGUUCCUGCAGAGCCUGCCCACCAAGGCCUGGACGGAAAAGGACAUUGAGCUGCUCCUCAGCGAGGCCUUCAUCUGGCAGAGCCUCUACAAGGGCUCUGCCGCGCACCUCCAGAGCGGCCAGCCCAGCAAGCCGCUGCUGACGAACCUGCAGCUGUGA